Messenger RNA from Aplosporella prunicola CBS 121167, 579 nucleotides. RefSeq lists its product as uncharacterized. Gene Ontology annotation, cellular component: cytoplasm. The transcript is spliced from 2 exons. Lineage: Eukaryota; Fungi; Ascomycota; Dothideomycetes; Botryosphaeriales; Aplosporellaceae. The record is from RefSeq and is a predicted model, not a curated record. The coding region runs from base 1 to 579 and encodes 192 amino acids. Gene Ontology annotation, biological process: protein folding.
AUGGCCGCCGAACUCUCCCCCGAACAGCAGCAGCAGGCCGACCAGGAGCUCAAGGCCAAGGAGGCCUUUGAGCAGGCCCAGCUGCCCUACAAGUGGUCCCAGACAAUUCAGGAUGUCGAUGUUUCCAUCCCCAUCCCCGCCAACCUGAAGGCCCGCGACCUCGACAUUGUGCUCGAGAAGACCAAGCUCAAGGUCGCUGUCAAGGGCCAGCCCCCCCUCAUCGAGGGCGACCUUCCCCACCCCAUCCACAAGGACGAGUCUACCUGGACCCUCGAGAGCGUAGGCAAGGACGGCAAGGAGGUUAGCGUCCACCUGGACAAGGUCAACAAGAUGGAAUGGUGGCCCCACGUCGUCACUGGCGCGCCCAAGAUCGACACGUCCAAGAUCACGCCCGAAAACAGCAAGUUGAGCGAUCUUGACGGCGCGACCAGGAGCAUGGUCGAGAAGAUGAUGUACGACCAGCGCCAGAAGGAGAUGGGUCAGCCGACGAGCGACGAUCAGAAGAAAGCGGAAAUCCUGAAGCAAUUCCAGGAGCAACACCCCGAGAUGGACUUCUCCCAAGCCAAGAUGGGCAUGUGA